Cajanus cajan (pigeon pea) is the source of this 5141-nucleotide messenger RNA. NCBI's taxonomy places the organism in Eukaryota, Viridiplantae, Streptophyta, Magnoliopsida, Fabales, Fabaceae. The record is from RefSeq and is a predicted model, not a curated record.
CUCUUGAUUUUAUCUAACAAUGUUACAGAUGUUUUUGUUUGGAAGUCUGGCAUUGGAGCAGUUUGUGGAACGUCUUAUUGAGUGGCCUCAGUAUUGCAAUCAUAUUCUUCAAAUUUCCCAUUUGCGCAAUACACAUGCAGAAAUAAUUGCUUUCAUCGAACAGGGUCUUGCCAGAAUUUCCUCUGGUCAUUCAGAUGUUGAUGGGGCGAGUCAUGCUUCUGUCAUUAGUAACCAUCAUUCUGCACAGGCUACAUUAGGGCAUGUAGAGCAGCUGAGCGGCCCUAGCGUCGUACAACCUGGGCAGCAACAUUUGUCACUGCAGCUUCAACAGAGACGUGAAAAUCCCUUGGAUGAUCGUCACAAAACUUCUGUUGGUUCAUCUACAGAUGUGAAACCACUGUUAUCUUCUCUGGGGCAAUCAUCAGUACUAACACCUGCUGAUGCUUCUAGUACUAAUAAGUUACAUAGCACAGUCAGCUCCUCGUCAAUGCUGUCUUCUGCUUCACCUGGUUUUGUUCGUCCUUCCCGUGGAGCUACUUCUACCAGGUUUGGAUCUGCCUUAAACAUUGAAACAUUGGUUGCUGCUGCUGAGAAAAGAGAAAUUCCUAUUGAGGCUCCAGGGUCAGAGGUUCAGGACAAGAUAUUAUUUAUAAUUAAUAAUGUUUCUGCUGCUAAUAUUGAAGCUAAAGCAAAAGAGUUCACUGAAAUUUUGAAAGAGCAGUACUAUCCUUGGUUUGCUCAGUAUAUGGUUAUGAAAAGAGCAAGCAUUGAGCCAAAUUUCCAUGACUUGUACCUGAAAUUCCUGGAUAAGGUUAAUUCAAAGGCUUUGAACAAAGAGAUCGUCCAGGCAACAUAUGAAAAUUGCAAGGUUCUUUUAGGAUCAGAGCUCAUAAAAUCAAGUUCAGAGGAACGUUCUUUGCUUAAAAACUUGGGGAGUUGGCUUGGGAAGUUAACAAUUGGCCGGAAUCAGGUUUUGAGGGCUCGUGAAAUAGACCCAAAGUCUUUGAUUAUGGAGGCAUAUGAGAAGGGGCUAAUGAUUGCUGUUAUUCCAUUUACUUCAAAGGUCCUUGAACCAUGCCAUAACAGUCUUGCUUAUCAACCUCCUAAUCCUUGGACUAUGGGCAUUUUAGGAUUGCUUGCUGAGAUUUAUUCAAUGCCAAACUUGAAAAUGAACCUCAAGUUUGACAUAGAGGUUUUAUUCAAAAAUCUUCUUGUUGAUAUGAAGGAUGUCACACCAACUUCUCUCCUGAAGGAUAGAAAAAGAGAAAUUGAAGGAAAUCCUGAUUUCUCUAAUAAAGACGUUGGGGCAUCUCAAGCACAAAUGAUUACUGAUAUAAAAUCUGGUCUUGUACCUCCAGUAAAUCAAGUGGAAUUACCUCUUGAAGUCACCAAUCCAUCUAAUACAGGGCCUCAUCCACAUCUACUGUCUCAGUAUGCUGGUCCUCUUCAUAUGUCAUCGGCAGCAUUGAUGGAAGAUGAAAAGGUUACACCUCUGGGACUGUCUGAUCAACUUCCCUCUGCUCAAGGACUGUUACAAGCAACUCCAUCCCCAGCACCUUUUUCUAUUAGCCAGCUUCCAACACAGAUACCUAAUAUCGGGACUCAUGUUAUUAUCAAUCAAAAACUCAGUGGUUUUGGGUUGCAAAUGCAUUUUCAGAGAGCGGUACCCAUUGCAAUGGACAGGGCUAUCAAAGAGAUUGUGUCUAGUAUUGUGCAGCGUAGUGUUUCCAUAGCAACUCAAACAACCAAAGAGCUUGUUCUAAAGGAUUAUGCUAUGGAAUCUGAUGAGACUCGUAUAUUAAAUGCGGCACACUUGAUGGUUGCUAGUCUAGCUGGGAGUUUGGCUCAUGUUACCUGCAAAGAACCAUUACGGGCAUCAAUAUCUGGUCAACUGAGGACUUCUCUUCAGAACUUAAAUAUAUCUAAUGAAAUUUUGGAACAAGCUGUGCAACUUGUCACCAAUGAUAAUCUUGAUCUAGGCUGUGCCGUUAUCGAACAGGCUGCUACUGAUAAGGCAAUAAACACCAUUGAUACAGAGAUUGGUCAACAACUCUCUUUGAGAAGGAAGCAUCGAGAAGGUAUGGGUUCUACAUUUUUUGAUGCCAAUUUGUAUCCACAAGGUUCAAUGGGUGGUGUUCCAGAGCCUCUUCGCCCCAAGCCUGGUCAGUUGUCCCUCUCACAACAGCGUGUCUAUGAGGACUUUGUUCGGCUUCCCUGGCAAAACCAGUCUAGCCAGAGUUCACAUUCUCUGUCUCCUGGUGUUGCUGUUCAAUCUGGCAAUGCUGGUCUUUCUAGCACCAAUGGUUCUGUAUCAGGGCAAAUUAACCCUGGUUACCCUGUGAGCACAGGAUAUGAAGGAGUGUCUCGACCAUUGGAUGAUAUGACAGAAUCUAAUUUGGCUCCACAUUUUAGUGCUCCCUCAAUUCACAUUAGAGCAGCUGAUAGUGUUUCCCAGCAUAGUUUGGAGAAAGACUCUGUUGCCUCAUUUCCUUCAGCUGCUUCCACCCCUGAGUUGCAUGCGGUGGAUUCUUCAGAUGUGAAAGAAUCUGGAACUUCUCAGCCACUAGUUACGUCAGGUGCUGUGGAGCGCCUUGGAAGCAGUUUCUUGGAGCCUUCCCUCACUACAAGAGAUGCCCUAGAUAAAUUCCAAAUUGUCGCACAAAAGUUGGAAGCAAUGGUCAGCAAUGAUUCCAGGGAUGCAGAAAUACAGGGUGUCAUUUCUGAGGUUCCUGAGAUCAUACUAAGAUGUGUUAGUCGAGAUGAGGCAGCUUUAGCUGUGGCUCAAAAGGUUUUCAAGGGUUUGUAUGAUAAUGCAUCAAACAACAUUCAUGUCUCUGCUCAUCUUGCAAUUCUGACUGCAAUUCGUGAUGUUUGCAAGCUUGCUGUCAAGGAGCUUACUAGUUGGGUAAUUUACUCGGAAGAAGAAAGGAAAUUUAACAAAGAAAUUACUGUUGGCCUCAUCCGUAGUGAAUUGCUAAAUCUUACCGAGUAUAAUGUUCAUAUGGCAAAACUUAUUGAUGGAGGAAGGAACAAGGCUGCAACGGAAUUUUCCAUUUCCCUUCUUCAAAUCCUGGUUAUUGAGGAACCUAAAGUUAUUUCAGAACUUCACAAUCUUGUUGAUGCUUUGGCUAAGCUUGCUACAAAGCCUGGAUGCCCUGAGUCAUUACAACAGCUUCUUGAAAUGCUCAAGAAUCCUGCUUCUCUAUCUUCUAGUAAUGCUGGAAAAGAGGAUAAGGCAAGACAAUCAAGAGACAAUAAGGGUCCUGGUCUGCUACCUGCUAACAGGGAAGAGUUCAACAGCAUAGAUUCUAUUGAACCAGAUCCUGCUGGGUUCCGGGAGCAGGUUUCCAUGUUGUUUACAGAAUGGUAUAGGAUAUGUGAACUUCCUGGUGCCAAUGAUGCAGCUUCUACUCAUUUCAUCUUACAAUUGCAUCAGAAUGGGCUUCUUAAGGGAGAUGAUCUUACAGAUCGUUUUUUCCGACUGUUGAUGGAACUAGCUGUUGCACAUUGCUUAUCCUCUGAGAUGAUUAAUUCAGGGUCACUGCAAUCUCAACCGCUGCAGGCAAUGUCAUUUCUUGCAAUUGAUAUUUAUGCAAAGCUUAUCUUCUCAGUCUUGAAGGGACCAAACAAACUCUUUCUUCUUUCCAAGGUUCUGGCAGUUACUGUCAGAUUCAUUAUAAAAGAAGCAGAGGAGAAGAAGACCUCUUUUAAUCCAAGGCCACUUUUCAGAUUAUUCAUCAACUGGCUUCUAGAUCUUGGUUCACUUGAGCCUGUUACUGAUGGUGCAAAUCUCCAGAUUUUGACUGCUUUUGCCAAUGCAUUUCAUGCUUUGCAGCCCCUCAAAGUUCCUGCAUUCAGCUUUGCAUGGCUUGAGUUGAUUAGUCACAGGAGCUUCAUGCCAAAAAUGUUGACUGGUAAUGGUCAAAAAGGUUGGCCUUAUAUCCAAAGGUUGCUUGUAGAUCUGUUCCAAUUUAUGGAGCCUUUUCUGAGGCAUGCUGAACUUGGAGACCCGGUUCGUGUCCUUUAUAAAGGCACACUCAGGGUGCUCUUAGUGCUACUUCACGACUUCCCUGAGUUUCUUUGUGACUAUCACUUUACCUUUUGUGAUGUUAUUCCUCCAAGUUGCAUUCAGAUGAGAAAUAUAAUUCUAAGUGCAUUUCCGCGUAGUAUGAGGCUGCCAGAUCCAUCUACUCCUAAUUUGAAGAUUGAUUUGCUUCAAGAAAUAACCCAAUCACCCCGCAUUCUUUCUGAGGUUGAUGCAGCUCUUAAGGCAAAGCAGAUGAAGGCUGAUGUAGACGAAUACCUUAAGACAAGGCAACAAAGUUCUCCAUUUUUAUCUGAAUUGAAAGAGAAGCUGCUUCUCUCACCCAAUGAAGCUGCCUCUGCUGGGACUCGGUACAAUGUUCCAUUAAUCAACUCACUCGUGCUAUAUGUUGGAAUGCAGGCAAUCCAGCAGCUUCAGGGAACUCCCCAUACACAAGCAUCAGCAAAUGCUUUCCCAUUAGCCGUAUUUUCUGUUGGUGCUGCAUUGGAUAUUUUCCAGACACUAAUUGUGGACUUGGACACUGAAGGACGCUACCUUUUCCUAAAUGCUAUUGCUAACCAACUGCGUUAUCCUAACACUAAUACACACUACUUUUCCUUCAUCCUUCUCUACUUGUUUGCAGAAUCAAACCAGGAAGUUAUCCAAGAACAAAUUACUAGGGUCUUGUUAGAACGCCUAAUUGUUAACCGUCCUCAUCCCUGGGGCCUCCUCAUUACCUUUAUUGAGCUGAUCAAGAAUCCUAGGUAUAAUUUCUGGAACCGGACUUUCAUAAGAUGUGCGCCGGAGAUUGAAAAACUUUUUGAAUCAGUGUCAAGAUCUUGUGGAGGUCCAAAACCAGUUGAUGAUAGUAUGGUCUCGGCUUGGGUCUGACUGUAGUGUCCAUAGUAUUUUCUGCUUUGUUAUUUCUGUGUAGGCUAGCUAACCAUGUUAAUUGUUUACACUGUUGUUAACCGAACAUUGUUGUGUCUACAUUGUAAAUGAUGUAUUUGUUGUGAAUUAUAUUGUAGCUGGAGUCUUAAUUCCAGAUGAUACGUAGUUGUAGAGCUUCAAUACGACAUCAUCAUAUAAAUGGAGAAAAGAAACUGAUUUCCUCUUC